GGUGCUCCGUUUAUGAACCUGCUGUUCUCAACUCGUGCUUACGGUGCCGCCAAAAAAGAAAAAAAAAACUCCCGCCUCUAUCUGUCUUCAAACACGUUCUCAGAUGUUGUAUAAAGCAGUGGUUCAUCCGCUCGUUCAGACAUUGUGAAGUUGAUAAUCAAACAGUAAAAAUGAGUGGCAGAGGCAAGGGAGGCAAAGGACUCGGUAAAGGAGGCGCCAAGCGUCACCGUAAAGUUCUCCGUGAUAACAUCCAGGGCAUCACUAAGCCUGCUAUCCGCCGUCUGGCUCGCCGUGGUGGAGUCAAGCGUAUCUCCGGUCUGAUCUACGAGGAAACCCGCGGAGUGCUGAAGGUUUUUCUGGAGAACGUCAUCCGUGAUGCUGUUACCUACACCGAACACGCCAAGAGGAAGACUGUGACCGCCAUGGACGUGGUUUAUGCUCUGAAGAGGCAGGGCCGCACCCUGUACGGAUUUGGAGGUUAAACUACAGCUAAA
Sphaeramia orbicularis (orbiculate cardinalfish) is the source of this 494-nucleotide messenger RNA. Its product is annotated as histone H4. Lineage: Eukaryota; Metazoa; Chordata; Actinopteri; Kurtiformes; Apogonidae. Gene Ontology annotation, cellular component: nucleosome. Gene Ontology annotation, molecular function: protein heterodimerization activity; structural constituent of chromatin; DNA binding. The transcript has a single exon. The record is from RefSeq and is a predicted model, not a curated record. Bases 171 to 482 code for a protein of 103 amino acids.